Messenger RNA from Australozyma saopauloensis, 1455 nucleotides. RefSeq names its product Fum12p (gene FUM12). The coding region runs from base 1 to 1455 and encodes 484 amino acids. The record is from RefSeq and is a predicted model, not a curated record. Gene Ontology annotation, molecular function: fumarate hydratase activity. Gene Ontology annotation, biological process: tricarboxylic acid cycle; malate metabolic process; fumarate metabolic process. Lineage: Eukaryota; Fungi; Ascomycota; Pichiomycetes; Serinales; Metschnikowiaceae. Gene Ontology annotation, cellular component: tricarboxylic acid cycle heteromeric enzyme complex; mitochondrion. The transcript has a single exon.
AUGUUACGCUUAACCAAGCCCUCCACCAUCAGAAACUUCUCACUUUCUGCACGUGCAAUGAACACCCGUACCGAGUCCGACGCCUUUGGCGAGAUCCAGGUCGAUUCGUCCAAAUAUUACGGAGCUCAGACCGCUAGAUCGAAGAUGAACUUCGACAUUGGUGGACCAGCUGCUAAAAUGCCGAUCCCAGUCGUUCGCGCGUUCGGUAUUUUAAAGAAGUCUGCUGCCAUCGUCAACGAGAGCUACGGUGCUUUGGACCCAAAGUUGGCCGAGGCUAUUAAGCAGGCUGCUACUGAGGUUGCCGAUGGUAAGUUGGACGAUCACUUCCCAUUGGUUGUUUUCCAAACUGGUUCUGGUACCCAGUCUAACAUGAACGCUAACGAGGUUAUUUCUAACCGUGCCAUUGAGAUCUUGGGUGGAGAGUUGGGUUCCAAGAAGCCUGUUCAUCCAAAUGACCACUGUAACAUGUCUCAGUCCUCCAACGACACUUUCCCUACUGUUAUGCACAUUGCGGCUGUGACUGAGAUCUCCAACACUUUGAUUCCAGAGUUGACCAAGUUGCGCGAUGCAUUGCAAGUCAAGGCUGAGGAGUUCAAGGACAUCAUCAAGAUUGGAAGAACUCACUUGCAAGAUGCUACUCCUUUGACUUUGGGUCAAGAAUUCUCCGGUUACGUGCAGCAGCUUACUAACGGUAUCGCGCGCGUUGAGGCCGUCUUGCCUCACUUGUCUCUUUUGGCUCAAGGUGGCACUGCCGUCGGUACUGGUUUGAACACCAAGAAGGGUUGGGACUCUAGAAUUGCCGAGGAGGUUUCUAAAUUAACUGGCUUGCAAUUCAAGACUGCUCCUAACAAGUUCGAGGCUUUGGCUGCUCACGACGCCAUUGUUGAAGCUUCCGGUGCCUUGAACACUGUCGCUGUCUCUUUGUACAAGAUCGCCAACGACAUCAGAUACUUGGGCUCCGGUCCAAGAUGUGGUUACGGCGAGUUGUCCUUGCCUGAGAACGAGCCAGGUUCGUCCAUCAUGCCUGGUAAGGUCAACCCUACCCAAAACGAGGCCUUGACCAUGGUCGCUUGCCAAGUUAUGGGUAACAACACCGCUAUUACCUUCGCUGGCGCCAGCGGCCAAUUCGAGUUGAACGUUUUCAAGCCAGUCAUGAUCUCCAACUUGUUGUCUUCCAUCAGAUUGGUUGCUGACGGCUGUAGAUCCUUCAGAACUAACUGUGUUGAGGGCAUCCAAGCCAACAGAGACAAGAUUGAGAAGGUUUUGCACGAGUCUUUGAUGUUGGUAACCGCUUUGAACCCAAAGAUCGGUUACGACUCUGCCUCCAAGGUCGCUAAGAACGCUCACAAGAAGGGCUUGACCUUGAAGGAGUCCACCUUGGAGUUGGGUGUUUUGACUGCUGACGAGUUCGAUGAGUGGGUCAGACCAGAAAAGAUGAUUGGUCCAAAGGACUAA